This is a messenger RNA of Cryptomeria japonica (Japanese cedar), 747 nucleotides long. Its product is annotated as ethylene-responsive transcription factor RAP2-3. Lineage: Eukaryota; Viridiplantae; Streptophyta; Pinopsida; Cupressales; Cupressaceae. The transcript has 2 exons. Gene Ontology annotation, molecular function: DNA binding; DNA-binding transcription factor activity. The coding region runs from base 72 to 515 and encodes 147 amino acids. Gene Ontology annotation, biological process: regulation of DNA-templated transcription; ethylene-activated signaling pathway. The record is from RefSeq and is a predicted model, not a curated record.
CGAGGAAGAAGAUGAUUCAGGCUGAGCAGUCUUGAUAUUAGAUUUCCUGUCAAAACAAUAGUUGAAGAAAAAUGUGUGGAGGGUCUGUUGUUUCAGAGUUUAUCCCCAGCAGGGGAAUGAAGGCAAAGGAGUUCUGGGCCAUCUUUGCUAAUACCCAUGAUAUCAAUUUCAGUGAAAACCAUGGGACUCCCCCAAAGGAGGAAGUUUCAGCACACCCAAGUUCAAGUUCCAGUGUGAAAGGAGGAGGUGAGAGUAAGGUGGGAGGGAGGAAGAGGAAGAAUAUAUACAGAGGAAUAAGGCAGAGGCCAUGGGGCAAAUGGGCUGCUGAAAUAAGGGAUCCUUCUAAGGGUAGUAGAGUUUGGCUUGGGACAUUUUCUACUGCUGAAGAGGCUGCAAGAGCUUAUGAUGCUGCAGCAAGGAAGAUUAGAGGUAAAAGAGCUAAGGUUAAUUUUGUUGAAGAAGCUCCUGCUUCUUGUAACUUGAAGGAGUUGCAGGUGCAAACUAUGAACAAUUGAAUUAUCUUGAAAUUUUGCAAUCUUAAAUGCCAACAAAUACUGUAUACUUUAACUUUGAUUUUAAGGCAUUAAGGCUGUUCACAGGAGGGUGUAUUUGUUCACUUCAUUCAAGGAUGGUGGACCUUCUGUAUUUUGAGAUCCAUGUAAUAGUUUUGUAAAAGAAAAUAUGACAUUUAAAUUGUAAUAGGUGAUUGAUUUCAUUGACAAAAUAUUAUCAUCAUACUGUUUUGUA